AUGGUGUGCGCAUUUGCACCAGCGGGUGGCUGCCACGGGAGCAGCAUAGUUGGCAUACAGCAACGCUCUUCGCUUUGGCGGAGCAACGACAGGGCGCGCUUCUCUGCGGGGAGGCACUCGAGACCCACGGAGUUCUUUAGGGCUGCUCGAAGCAAGCGAUGGCGCAGAGAGCUUCGAGCUGUUGCAGAGAUGCCCGGAGCGAGCAAGACGAGUUCGCGCCUGGAGGCCUUUGUUAAAUGGCUCGCUGCGAACGAGGUUUUUGUGUCAGAUAAGGCGACCUGGGGGCGAGCAUCGCAUCCGCUCGUUGUCGCAGAGCAGACGCUAAUCGAAAGCGAGCCGGCUGGACGCGGUUUCCUUGCUCGUCGCGACAUCCAGGCCGGCGAAGUUCUCUUUCAAGUUCCGUUUCAUCUGUGCUUCACAAAGGAUGUCGCAGUGCGGCGGUUCGCCGCCCUCAAUGUUCCCGAGCUUGCAGACGAGGAGGAGUUUUUUGCGCUUGCUACACUUCUUCUCUAUGAAAGAGGGCUUGACGAGUCAUGGAAAAAGAGUGGACGAGGGCCAGGCUCCUUCUGGGGACCUUACCUCGACAUCCUGCCACCCGUGCCGUGGGAAUUCAAAGGGGCAGAGCCUGCCGAGUCCCUGUCGAUGGAUCCACUGGAUGCCCUUUGGCUCUGGGCAGAGGACGAGAUGCAGUGGUUGCAGGGAAGCCCAACGCUAUUGUCCGCUCGCGCACUCCGAUCCAAAGUCGAGCGGGAAUAUGCAGAAGCGUGCGAACGUUUGUAUCGACGACAUCCGCAUAUCUUUGAUUUAGAGGGUGCCUUUCGCCUGGAGCGUUUCCUCUGGGCUUUCGGAGUCUUGUUCUCAAGGGCGGUUUCACUUCCGGCGGAGAAUGGUAUGCUCGCGCUGGUUCCAUACGCGGACCUUGCGAAUCAUUCGGCGUUCUGCGUUUCGUUUAUUGAUGCCCGCACCGCAGCGUUCCCGUACGCUUUUCGCGCUUCCUCGAAACAAAAGCGCGGUCAAUGGUGGCAACGAUUCCUGGCCCCGAAUAGCGACGAUGCCGGCGCAGUCGCGAACACAGACUCUUCCCAUUAUCGCGAAGACGCCCAGCGAGAAGUCGUUGCAUAUGCAGACCGCUUUUACGACAAAUUCGAACAAGUGUAUGUUUCCUACGGUCAAAAAUCCAAUGCUGAGCUUCUUUUGCUCUACGGCUUCGUAUCGGACCGCAACCCAUACAACUCAGUUGAGGUCUGCGUGUCACUCUCCGGAUCAGAGGCCGCGGGUGCUGGGCUUCUCGACCGGAAACGAUCGUUUCUUUUAGCUUGUGGGCGCGAUCCGGAUAAGCCGGAAUGCUUCCCCCUGUACGCUGACCGAUAUCCGCUGGAACUUAUGCAGCUUUUGCGAUUCGCCUCGCUUACCGAACAAGAUGCGGCGGGAUAUUCGGAUCUCGAGCAGAUCGAUGUCGCGCAACCGGUAAAUCGAGAAAAUGAAAUCGCAGCGAAGAGCGCUCUGCUCCAAGCGUGUAAGAUUGCGCUUCAAGCGUAUCCGACUUCCGCCGAUGAAGACGAUGCUGCGCUCAAAGACAAGUCCAUGGCGCAGCUUCUCUCGCGCAAGCAGCGACUCUCUGUGCGUUUGCGUCGAAGUGAGAAACGCAUCCUAGAGAGAACGAUUGCAGGUCUUGAGCGAGAGAUCCAAGAUCUCAGGUGCUAG
Molecule: messenger RNA, 1704 nt
Organism: Cyanidioschyzon merolae strain 10D
Lineage: Eukaryota; Rhodophyta; Bangiophyceae; Cyanidiales; Cyanidiaceae
Product: similar to ribulose-1,5 bisphosphate carboxylase/oxygenase large subunit N-methyltransferase, chloroplast precursor
Exons: 1
Coding region: 1-1704 (567 amino acids)
Biological process (GO): peptidyl-lysine monomethylation
Molecular function (GO): protein-lysine N-methyltransferase activity; protein binding
Source: RefSeq, a predicted model, not a curated record